CGCCAAACGUCACGUGUCACUCUUUUCGCGCGAAACCGUUGCUCUGUUGUCGAGACUGUAGCGUGUCUCUCCGGAAAACAGCGGCACGACUCUGUGUUAUUCUGAACGUUUUUCAGUCUUUUAUUCCUUUUUGACGGUGUUUCAACAUGGAUGUUGCCACAGCAACCGCGGAGAAUGCCGGAGAGAUUGUGAAAGACGAGUUGGCUGAAAAAUGUCAGAAGUUAUUCCAGGCUUUCUUAGAGGAGUACCAGACCGGGGACGGGGAGGUGAAGUAUGUCCGUGAGGCAGAGGAGCUGAUCAGGCCGGAGAGGAACACGCUGGCGGUGAGCUUCACUGACCUGGAGGGCUUCAACCAGGAGCUGGCUACCACCAUCCAGGAGGAGUACUACAGAGUUUACCCCUUCCUCUGUCGGGCAGUGCGCAACUUUGCUCGGGAUCACGGGAAUGUUCCUCUCAACAAAGAGUUCUACGUAGCCCUGGAGGAACUGCCCACCAGACACAAGAUCCGUGAGCUGUCAUCCAUGCGCAUCGGCACCCUGGUGAGGAUCAGUGGGCAGGUGGUGAGGACACACCCAGUCCACCCUGAACUGGUGAGUGGCACCUUCCAGUGCAUGGACUGCCAGGCAUUGAUCAAAGAUGUCCCCCAGCAGUUCAAAUACUCUCCUCCCACCAUCUGUAGAAACCCUGUGUGCAACAACCGCAGCCGCUUCCACCUCGACACGCACAAAUCCAAGUUCAUCGACUUCCAGAAGGUGCGUGUCCAGGAGACGCAGGCGGAGCUGCCUCGUGGUUCGAUCCCCCGCUCCCUGGAGAUUGUCCUGAGGGCGGAGGCUGUGGAGAUGGCUCAGGCCGGAGACCGCUGCGACUUCACCGGGACCCUCAUCGUCGUGCCGGACGUCUCUCAGCUCACCACUCCCGGUGUGCGCGCAGAGACCAGCACCCGGGUCCCUGGAGGGCCACAGGGCUUUGAAGCCGAUGGUUUGAAGGGACUGAAGGCCCUGGGAGUCAGAGAGCUUUCGUACAGACUGGCCUUCCUCGCCUGCAACGUGGCCCCCACCAACCCACGGUUUGGUGGAAAGGAGCUGCGAGAUGAGGAGCAGACAGCAGAGAGCAUCAAGAGCCAGAUGACGGAGAAGGAGUGGGAGAAAGUAUUUGAGAUGAGCCAGGACAAGAACCUGUACCACAACCUUUGCACCAGCCUCUUCCCAACCAUCCACGGCAACGACGAGGUGAAGCGCGGUAUCCUGCUGAUGCUGUUUGGAGGCGUUCCCAAGACGACCAUGGAGGGCAUCUCGCUGAGAGGAGACGUCAACUUGUGCAUCGUCGGAGACCCCAGUACUGCCAAGAGCCAGUUCCUCAAGCACGUGGAGGAGUUCAGUCCCAGAGCAGUGUACACCAGCGGGAAGGCGAGCACAGCUGCAGGUCUGACGGCAGCUGUGGUCAGAGACGAGGAGUCCGGCGAGUUUGUGAUCGAGGCCGGAGCUCUGAUGCUAGCGGACAACGGUGUGUGCUGCAUUGAUGAGUUUGACAAGAUGGACCUUAAGGACCAGGUGGCCAUCCAUGAGGCCAUGGAGCAGCAGACCAUCAGCAUCACCAAGGCCGGAGUCAAGGCCACCCUGAACGCUCGCACCUCCAUCCUGGCUGCAGCCAACCCUGUGGGCGGGCGCUACGACCGCAGCAAGAGUCUGAAGCAGAACGUCAACAUGACUGCCCCCAUCAUGAGCCGCUUCGACCUCUUCUUCAUCCUGGUGGACGACUGUAACGAGGUGACGGACUACGCCAUCGCCAGACGCAUCGUGGACCUGCACUCGCGCAUUGCAGAAUCUGUGGACAGACUGUACUCUCUGGAUGAGAUCCGCAGAUAUCUGCUCUUUGCAAGGCAGUUCAAACCCAAGAUUUCCAGCGAAUCCGAAGAGUUCAUCGUGGAGCAGUACAAGCGUCUCAGACAGCGCGACAGCUCCGGAGGCGUGACCAAGUCGGCCUGGAGGAUAACGGUGCGGCAGCUUGAGAGCAUGAUCCGCCUGUCGGAGGGCAUGGCCCGCAUGCACUGCUGCGACGAGGUGCAGCCCAAACACGUGAAGGAAGCCUUCCGUCUGCUGAACAAAUCCAUCAUCAGAGUGGAGACGCCCGACAUCAACCUGGGGCAGGAUGACGACCUGGAGGAAGAGGAGCAACAGGAGGAUGGAAACGCCAUCCCUAAUGGAGUGAAUGCUGUGAACGGCCUCACAAAUGGUGUCAAUGGGCCCACAAAUGGAACUAACGGCAACACAAACGGUGUGGAGGGACACACUGAGCCAGGCAGCCAGGCCAAACCAGCUCUCCGCCUGUCUUUCCCCGAGUACAGGCGCAUUUCCAACCUGCUGGUCUUGCAUUUGCGCCGGGCAGAAGAAGCUGAGGAAGAGGAGGAGUUGAAGAAAAGUGCAGUGGUGAACUGGUAUCUGAAGGAGAUCGAGUCGGAGAUUGACUCCGAAGAGGAGCUGGUCAAUAAGAAGGGUCUGAUAGAGAAGGUCCUCCACAGACUGGUGCACUAUGAUCACAUCCUCAUCGAGCUGUCUCCGUCCGGGCUGAAGGGCUCAGAAUCUGCUGGCACAGAAGAAGUCGUGUUUGUUGUCAACCCCAACUACACCCUGGAAGAUUAAACUUCACCCCUGUGUUUAUGUUUUCUUCACUCCCCUUACAACUUCCAUCCUUGUUGAUAUUUUACUUCAACAAUAAAGUUGAUGUUCAAGGUGUUGUUCAAUGCUUAUAUGUAACGCAUACAUACCAGAAGCAUCAGAGAUGUUAUACGACUUGUUUUGAACUGUACAGAAGAUUCUGGGGCUCUUAAAAACCAGACAUUCAUAGUCAAACUGCUUUGUAAAUAUGCUGCUCUGUUCUCCAGUUGUUUGAUGGUUUCUGUCUGUUUUGACCCUACGUUAAGGAAACUGCCCUAGAAUUGUCCAAUCGCUUAUUCCACAACUGUAUAUUUGACAUUGAGGCUCUAUGGUUUCAAUGUGAUUUUGUAAAAUGAUGAAAUAAAUUGAAUAAAAAAAGUUGCUUAAAGAAAUAAAAUAUUGACAAACUAAAAGCUA
Messenger RNA from Gymnodraco acuticeps, 3071 nucleotides. It is a transcript of the gene mcm6, whose product is annotated as minichromosome maintenance complex component 6. Gene Ontology annotation, molecular function: single-stranded 3'-5' DNA helicase activity; single-stranded DNA binding; ATP binding. NCBI's taxonomy places the organism in Eukaryota, Metazoa, Chordata, Actinopteri, Perciformes, Bathydraconidae. The transcript has 18 exons. The record is from RefSeq and is a predicted model, not a curated record. Gene Ontology annotation, biological process: double-strand break repair via break-induced replication; mitotic DNA replication; DNA replication initiation. Gene Ontology annotation, cellular component: MCM complex; nucleus. The coding region runs from base 147 to 2639 and encodes 830 amino acids.